GUGAUAUCCAGGAAGUAAACAUUCCAGUCAGUAAAUCUUGUUGUGAGCAGACGUUCCCGAGUAUUUUGUAUUAACCUUCUGUAUUUAAAAUGCCUUUACUUUGUGGCGGAACAUCCGAGGCGAAAGAUGCAAAUGAAGAGGUGCAGAAAAUAUGCGAUGAGGUAAAGUCUCAUGCCGAGGAUAAAGCUGGCCGCAAGUUUGACGCUUUCACCGCCAAAUCUUUUAAAACGCAAGUUGUUGCGGGGAAGAAUUACUUUAUUAAGGUGCAUGUAGGUGAGGAUGACUAUAUUCAUCUGCGUGUCUAUAAAACCCUGCCCCAUGCUGGAGAAAAACUGGAGCUGCACAGCAUUCAGACAUCCAAGGCUCAUCAUGAUGCCAUUGAAUACUUCUGA
This is a messenger RNA of Rhinichthys klamathensis goyatoka, 392 nucleotides long. RefSeq names its product cystatin-B-like. Bases 90 to 392 code for a protein of 100 amino acids. Gene Ontology annotation, cellular component: cytosol. The record is from RefSeq and is a predicted model, not a curated record. Lineage: Eukaryota; Metazoa; Chordata; Actinopteri; Cypriniformes; Leuciscidae. The transcript is spliced from 3 exons. Gene Ontology annotation, molecular function: cysteine-type endopeptidase inhibitor activity.